Eucalyptus grandis is the source of this 1478-nucleotide messenger RNA. Its product is annotated as actin-depolymerizing factor 7. Gene Ontology annotation, biological process: actin filament depolymerization. The record is from RefSeq and is a predicted model, not a curated record. The coding region runs from base 200 to 1243 and encodes 347 amino acids. The transcript has 7 exons. Gene Ontology annotation, molecular function: zinc ion binding; nucleic acid binding; actin filament binding. Gene Ontology annotation, cellular component: actin cytoskeleton; cytoplasm. NCBI's taxonomy places the organism in Eukaryota, Viridiplantae, Streptophyta, Magnoliopsida, Myrtales, Myrtaceae.
AAAGAAGGCAAAUAACAAUUCCGUACCCCAAAAAAGAAUACAGUAAGAAAUCGAAAUUUUCGCAAAAGUAGAAAAUCACCAUCGCCUGAUACGCCAACUCGAUGAACCCUAAAACGUCCGCCGGCACGAGACCGCGUCGCCUCUGCUGCUAGCUCGAAGGCGAAAAACCAUCGUCCGCGCCGGCACCGAGUUUCGCAAGAUGGUGAGCGAAAGGCAGAGACUCGCUCGCAAGCGAUACAGAGAAGCCCACCCGGAGCUGUUCCCCAAACCGGAGCCGACCCCGCCCAAAGACCCGACGAAGAAGAAGAAGAAGCUAAACAAAUUCAAGCGCAAGAAACCAGAUUCCAAUGGCGCCGGAGGACCCACCAAGAAAACCUUCAAGAGACACCCGCUUAGAAUUCCUGGAUUGAUGCCCGGUGAGGGCUGUUAUAUUUGCAAAGGUCAGGACCAUAUUGCCAAGCUCUGCCCUGAGAAAGCUCAGUGGGAGAAGAAUAAGAUAUGUUUGCUUUGCCGUCGGCGCGGUCAUAGCCUCAAAAACUGCCCGCAGAAGAAUGACGAGUCCGUUGAUAGGAAGCUGUGUUAUAAUUGCGGGGACACGGGGCAUUCUCUAGCAAACUGUCCUCAACCUCUUAAAGACGGGGGGACUAAGUUCGCCAGCUGCUUUAUUUGUAAAGAGCAGGGUCACUUGAGCAAAAACUGCCCUCAAAAUGCUCAUGGAAUUUAUCCAAAGGGUGGUUGCUGCAAAAUCUGUGGUGGCGUGACACAUUUGGCUAAGGAUUGCCCUGAAAAGGGCAAAAGAUUUUCCGGAAUUGGUGACAAGUCUAGUGCAUGUGCGAACGCGGCUUCUGGAAUGGCUGUCAGCGACGAGUGCAAGCUGAGAUUCAUGGAGCUAAAAGCGAAGAGGAUUUACCGAUUCAUCAUCUUCAAGAUUGAGAACCAGCAGGUUGUGGUAGAGAAGGUUGGGAAUCCGGAGGAAACCUACGAGGAUUUCUCCGCCUCUUUUCCUGCUGAUGAGUGCCGCUAUUCGGUAUUCGACUUCGACUUCAUCACCAAUGAGAAUUGCCAGAAAAGCAAGAUCUUCUUCAUUGCAUGGGCACCUGAUACCGCAAAGAUAAGGAGUAAGAUGGUGUACGCCAGCUCCAAGGACAGGUUCAAGAGGGAAUUGGAUGGCAUUCAAGUGGAGUUGCAAGCCACGGACCCGAGCGAGAUGAGCUUAGACAUCAUCAAAGGCCGAGCGCUUUAGAUGGCUCGCUCAAUACGAUCUCGACGUCCUUUUUAAUUCCUGCUGGUUUUUUUCUUUUCGUCUACGGUAUCGUGUGUGAAAGGCUGAGAGCCGUCGCUUCUUUUGUUCUAAAAAACUGUUUUCUUUUCCAUUCCUCAAUCGGUGAUGUUGUAACGGUGUCGCAAUUAGACUUCCCUUAGCUCAAACUCAAAUGUAUCUGCUGCAUCCUGUAAUAUACAAUUUUUUUUUGGUCUCA